CCAAAUCAGCCAACGAUGGUCUCAAAAGGGAGCGAUUCUUCCUCUAAAUCCAGAAAAUCACAUGGAGAAUACUCUUGUGGCGGCGUUGGAAACUUGACACAUAAGUUAAAUCAGCUUAAAAGGCAAAUUCAAGCAGAAAGAACAGCUUCGGUAAAGGAAAAAGUCGAGAAGAAUAAAAAGAAGCUUGAGAGUCAUGUUACGGAGAUUUUGUCAGCUACAUCAAGUAGGAAUGUUCCGUGUGCGGAGGACAAUGGAUUUUGUAAAAUGCUUUCUGCAAGAAUCCAAAUUCCUUUAUGUAAGCUUGCCGGAUUUGCUCAAGGGUCAGGAGGAGACUAUGCUAAUGGUCAUGAAGUUGUAUCUUCAACAAGUGUCAAGCUUCCGUAUGUUGAGAAGUUGCCACCAUAUACGACAUGGAUAUUCCUGGACAAAAAUCAGAGAAUGGCUGAAGACCAAUCUGUUGUUGGAAGGAGACGUAUAUACUACGACCAACACGGCAGUGAAGCUUUGAUCUGUAGUGAGAGUGAGGAAGACAUUGCUGAGCCCGAGGAAGAACAACAUGAAUUUUCUGAAGGUGAAGAUCGUCUUUUGUGGAAUGUCUGUCAGGAGUAUGGUCUAGGUGAGGAAAUAUUGACGUCUGUCAGCCAGUUUUUGGGAGUCACCAGCUCUGAGAUCCAGGAUCGGCAUGGCUUGCUCAGAGACAAAUACAGUGACCAGAACAUUCAAGAUUCUGUAUCUGAGAAGGGUAUAUUUUUGGACAAGAGCCUCAGUGCUGCCUUAGAUUCUUUUCAUAACCUCUUUUGCCGCCGCUGCUUGUUAUUUGAUUGUCGUCUUCAUGGUUGUUCCCAAUCUUUAAUUAACCCUAGUGAAAAGCAACCAUAUUGGUCCGAAUACGAAGAUGACAGGAAGCCUUGCAGCGAUCAAUGUUACCUCCGGUUAAGAGCUGUCAAAGAUGUGGCAGAAGGUUCAGGUGUCAAAGCAUUGCAUGGAGUGAAAACUGCAACUUUAGAAGAGAAAGACCUGGCUGUGUCAUCUGAUGCCAAAGAGAAAAAGACUAUUGCUGAUGCAGAUCUCAAGCAAGAUGACAGAGGAGAAGAAAGGCUUGUUGGGUUAGAAGGUAUUAAUGACUCAGAAUGUGCUGGUGAAGCUCGAACUUUGGUGAUAUCUUCCAUACCAAUGGAUAACCAUGAAAGUUCUGGAAAGCGGAAAGCCUCCCAAGAACCAUUAGAUGAUCCACUACACUGUUCUGAUGGCAGCCAGGAUUUUGCAAGUAAGAAAAAGAAGACGUUACUGGUUUUGGAUGUAGCCACAAAGUCUUCUGAAGCUAUUCCAAGUCAUGCCGGUGAUGAAAGUAGUAAAAGUAGGAAUGAUGAUGUUGGCACUCUUAAUGAAAAUGAAGCUCAAAUUACAGCCAAAAACAACAAAAAUGAAUAUGGUGAAAGGGGAUUGGAAAUUUUUACUUGUCCUGCUAGUGCUUCCAAGACCAAUGAUAAGAUAGGGAAUGAAGGCAAAGAUGUUACAGAGGUGCCUGAUUUGAAGUGGUCUUCUUCCGAAUGGAACCCCAUCGAGAGAGAAUUGUAUUUGAAGGGAGUGGAGAUCUUUGGGAGAAACAGUUGCCUUAUAGCCAGGAAUUUACUCUCUGGUUUGAAGACUUGCAUAGAGGUAUCAAGUUACAUGUGUGAUGGUGGAGCGUCAACACUUAAUAGGUCCAUCAUGACAAGUUCAUUUUUGGAAGAAAAUGGGAAAUCUGAAUCAGAUUAUAUGGAGCAAGAGAUGUCAACAAGACCAAGAUUGCUUCGUAGAAGGGGUAGAACACGGAAACUUAAAUAUUCUUGGAAAUCAGCUGGCCAUCCUUCAAUUUGGAAAAGAAUUGUAGAUGGAAAAAAUCAAUCUUGCAAGCAAUACACGCCGUGUGGAUGCCAGUCGACGUGUGGAAAGCAAUGCCCUUGUCUUCACAAUGGAAUUUGCUGCGAAAAGUACUGUGGAUGCUCGAAGAGCUGCAAAAAUCGGUUCAGGGGAUGCCACUGUGCAAAAAGUCAAUGCAGAAGCCGCCAGUGCCCUUGUUUUGCUGCUGGGCGUGAAUGUGACCCAGAUGUUUGCCGGAAUUGUUGGGUUAGUUGUGGUGGGGAUGCGUUGGGCGAGCCACCAAAACGAGGAGAUGGUCAGUGUGGAAACAUGAGGCUUCUUCUAAGGCAACAGCAGAGAAUCCUCUUGGCAAAGUCUGAUAUUGCAGGAUGGGGAGCAUUUCUAAAAAAUUCUGUCAACAAAAAUGAUUAUCUUGGAGAAUAUACCGGCGAAUUGAUCUCCCACAGAGAAGCAGACAAACGAGGGAAAAUUUAUGAUCGUGCAAAUUCAUCUUUCCUUUUCGACUUGAAUGAUCAGUAUGUCCUUGACGCUUACCGCAAAGGAGACAAGUUGAAAUUCGCAAACCACUCUUCUAACCCAAAUUGCUAUGCCAAGGUAAUGUUGGUGGCUGGGGAUCAUCGAGUAGGAAUCUUCGCCAAGGAACGCAUCGAAGCUAGUGAAGAGCUCUUUUACGAUUAUCGCUAUGGUCCAGAUCAAGCACCUGCAUGGGCUAGGAAACCCGAGGGUUCCAAAAGGGAUGAAACAUCAGCCUCUCAAGGUAGAGCAAAGAAACACCAGUCUCAUUGAAGCACCGUUACGUCGACCAGUUUAGCACGUUUUCUAUCAUCAGUUAUUUACUAUCAUCGCCUUCGGAGAAGGCGUCAUUGUAUGUGCAUAGUCAGUUGCAUAAGUUGGUCCUCAAGUUACGAGGGAUCAAGAAAUAAAAGGUAAAAAUAAUUGCCUCGGCAGCAAGCUAGGUAUCUAACAAUACAUAUGGGUGCUAGAAAGCAUGUUGUUAUUAUAGAAAUAAUAGAAGUUCCAAAAUGGUCGACUCUGUUAA
Molecule: messenger RNA, 2902 nt
Organism: Hibiscus syriacus
Lineage: Eukaryota; Viridiplantae; Streptophyta; Magnoliopsida; Malvales; Malvaceae
Product: histone-lysine N-methyltransferase EZA1-like
Exons: 17
Coding region: 16-2649 (877 amino acids)
Biological process (GO): chromatin remodeling
Cellular component (GO): PcG protein complex
Molecular function (GO): protein binding; histone methyltransferase activity
Source: RefSeq, a predicted model, not a curated record